GGAUGAAGGAAACAGAUGCAGCUGCAAGAGUGUGGCAACAAGUUUUCCCAGGGUUCCUGCGGUGUUUAUAUUUGUAAAUACCUUUAUUAAAAAUGUCCAAUCUUCAGAAUUGCUGACCAUACUCUUCGACAUGACGGACGCUACACCUCAACAAUUUAGCCAGCUUAAAUACAGGUUUUAUGCAGACUUCUGCCGGAGACUUGGCUUCAUUAAUGCUAACGUAAUCGCUGCUUUCUCCGUACGUCCCAUCGCCAAAUACUUUGAUGUCAUUCUGCCGCAAGCUUUGAUACAGAUUUCUGCCAAUUACAUCGCCAACUUCCUGUUUGCCGAAGGAAUCCUCACUGCUGGUAAUGCACAAAAACUAGCUUUGAUUUAUUAUAAGAAGCUGGAAGAGAGCGCCAAAAUCCAUGAAAUUGAUUGUGAAAGCGGUUACAUUACUAAAUUUCAAGCUUUAGCGGACGGUGAGGCUGGAUUCGUUCAAUAUUUCGGAGAGCCUUCAUAUUCAGAAACAUGGGAAAUAGCUUUCUAUUGUGCUCACGAAUGGUUAUUGGCUGCUGUGGAUUAUGGAACUCUUAGAAAUGUCACAUCGUAAAAGAAUAUUUCUCAUCUAUGUAGAAUUUUUUAAGAAAAAUUUCACAUUUUUUUCCAUAUUAAUAAGUUGAUAUAAAAUUAUAUAACAUAUUACUAUUAGAAGUUGGCACCAGAGGGAGUGAUUUCCUCAAAGACAGUCUCUUAUAUUCUUUAAUAAAUGUACUUGUCCCUUUUUCGUAUACGUAGUCUAGAGAGAGUAUGGUAUAAAUCGCACUUCUAAGUAUAGUAUAAAUCAAAUAGAAAUGUUUGAUGAAUCUUCACAUUUUAGAUCUCCUUGAGUUCGAAAAACCCAAUUUUGGAAAAUGUCCUUCUGUCUGUCUGUGACGAAGAACUCAGAAAUGAUUUUAACUAGGCUUUUGAAAUUUGGUAUACGGCAAAUUUUCAAAUUUCUAUCAAAGUUUCAGUAAAAUCUGUUACGAGAAAUUCCAUCUGUCCGGCUGUUUGAAUAUAAGUUAAUACGAUAAUUAAAUAACGAAGAGAGCUACAGGGAUAAAAUUCAGUAUACAGAUUUAACAUCUAUAGUGCAAACAAUUUUAAAAAAAUGAGCUAAACCCAAGCACGGGUUAAUUGUCACUUGGCUUGUGAUUUAAGAAAUAAGUAAAAGCGAUCAUUCAAAAACGGAUCAUGACGGAUUUAAAUUAUCAAAUUUCGUUUGAGAAUUUGUGACUACAAAUGCAGAUUUGUAUUAACUUCGUGUUUCAAUCGAUUGAGAAAAAACGUGUCUAAAUCAUAAACUUGAUUUUUAUCUACUAUUAACACGGUACCAAGGAUUAAUCGCCAAAUAACUUGCCAAGGAUAACAAUAUAGAUUCCGUAAAAAUACUAAAAUCACGCCAAAGGUUAAUAUUUCGUAAUCUAUUGCACGUCAAUGCCAAGCAAGGCGUUCUCUGGCAUGACAA
Molecule: messenger RNA, 1489 nt
Organism: Argiope bruennichi
Lineage: Eukaryota; Metazoa; Arthropoda; Arachnida; Araneae; Araneidae
Exons: 2
Coding region: 131-592 (153 amino acids)
Source: RefSeq, a predicted model, not a curated record